AGCGACGUUUGGAACGUAUCGUGACGUAAUCGUGAAUCCUCUCUCGGUCCACGUUUUCGUUAAUCUUUUUUUCUCGUACUACCAAAUCGUUGUUUUUGUUUCGACAACAGGAAAAAAUAAACGUCUUUUACAAUGUAGUUGAAAAAUUGAAAAUAAUUGAAACGUGAUUGAUUGUGAGGAUUAAAAACAAGAAGUGAGAGUUUCGUGACUGAAAAUCAGGGAAGGCGCUCGAAAACGGUAACAAAACUCCGUCAUGAACCUAACGUAUCAUCGAUAUUAUUGAUCGAGACUGGCUAUUUCGUACUUUCGUGAAAAAAUUAACAAACAGGUGUUGUAAAAACCAAAAGCAAUCGGUUUUAAUGUUGAACGAGAGUGCGUGUACGUUUUCUCGAGAGACAAUCGGAGUGCGUUAUUUCGUUGAAGAUUCUUCAUUACAAAACGACAGUGUUAGUGUGUGAGCGAGCACGAGUGAGAGGAAAGUGACGUUCGGACGACUCAUCGUCGUUUGUUUCUUUUUAUUCUCUCCGUUCUCGUCGCUUUCGGAGAUUGACCCAACGUCUAUCGGUUUCCGGCAACACCACUUUGAUGGAUGACGAGGAGUAUCAACAACAGAACAGGAACGAAGCAUCAAGCGGCAGUAAUAUUCUUAAAUAUGGAAACGGAGUUUCCCUCAUCCUCAGCGACGAGAAUGAUCUGGAGGAUCUACUCAACGCCGAGAAACAGAGUAACCUCGGGGACUUGACGUUUUGCAUGGCUAAUUAUAUCAAAGAUGCUAUGAAGAUGAUGUUCAUGAUGCGGAGUCAUCACAUGCUCACCGACGUCAUUCUCGAAGUCGGUUCUGAACUUUUUCACGCUCAUAAAGUUAUUCUCGCUGCUGCCAGUCCCUAUUUCAAGGCAAUGUUCACGGGAGGACUCAAAGAGUGCGAAAUGACCAGAGUGAAACUGCAAGGCGUUUGUCCAACGGCAAUGGCGAGGCUGAUGUACUUCAUGUACACCGGACAAAUUCGAGUGACCGAGGUCACCGUCUGCUCGCUUCUACCCGCAGCCACUAUGUUCCAGGUUAGCAACGUAAUCGACGCGUGUUGUACUUUUCUGGAGCGCCAAUUGGAUCCAACGAACGCAAUCGGUAUAGCGAAUUUCGCGGAGCAGCAUGGCUGUCACAGCCUUUGUCACAAGGCGAAUCAGUUCAUAGUGCAGCAUUUUAAUCAGAUUUGUCAGGAGGAAGAAUUUCUGCAGCUGUCGGCGAUCCAGUUGAUAUCGCUGGUGAGGAAGGACGAGCUCAACGUGCAGGAAGAGCGCGAGGUUUACAACGCUGUGUUGAAGUGGGUGAAAUACAACGAAGAAGCCCGAGGUCCAAAAAUGGAGCACAUUCUGCACGCUGUACGCUGCCAAUACUUGACGCCCAAUUUUUUGCGCGAGCAAAUGAAAAAUUGUGACGUUUUGAAAAAAGUUCCUGCCUGUCGCGAAUAUCUCGCACAAAUAUUCAAGGACUUGACUCUCCACAAAAAACCCAUCGUCAAAGAAAGAACGCCCAACACGCCGCGAGUCAUUUAUAUCGCUGGAGGCUUUUACAAAAAUUCUCUUGACAUUCUCGAAGGCUACAACGCCGAUGACAAAACGUGGACUCAACAUGCCAAAUUAAUUGUACCACGAUCCGGCCUCGGUGGUGCAUUCCUCAAGGGAAUGUUUUACGCCGUCGGAGGACGCAAUAACUCUCCUGACACGAGUUUGCGUGUUUGUUUUUCCAGAUACGAUAGCGAUUGGGUCGACAGAUACAACCCAGUUACGGAUCAGUGGAGGCCCUGCAGUCCAAUGUCACUAGCUCGAAACCGUGUCGGCGUAGCUGUUAUGGAUGGUUUAUUAUACGCUGUUGGUGGCAGUGCUGGUGUUGAAUAUCACAAUAGCGUCGAAUGUUUUGAUCCCGAUAUGGACCAAUGGACCAAUGUCAAACCAAUGCAUGUCAAAAGAUUAGGCGUCGGAGUCGCCGUUGUAAAUAGAUUAUUGUACGCGAUCGGCGGGUUCGAUGGGACACACCGACUGAACUCGGUCGAGUGUUACCAUCCGGAGAACGACGAAUGGACAAUGGUCACAUCGAUGAAAUGCAGCCGGUCCGGAGCUGGGGUCGCCAGUCUCGGACAAUUUAUUUAUGUUGUUGGUGGAUACGAUGGCAAUGAACAAUUGAAUACGGUAGAACGUUAUGACACCGAAAACGACCAGUGGGAAUACAUUAGCAGCGUUUCCAUCGCACGAAGCGCUUUGAGCGUCACUGUUCUCGAUGGCAAAUUAUACGCCAUGGGUGGUUACGAUGGAACGACAUUUUUAAGUAUUGUUGAAAUAUACGAUCCGGGGAAAGAUCUGUGGGAGCUAGGACUACCGAUGACUUCCGGCAGAUCGGGUCACGCGAGUGCGGUUUCGUAUUAUCAAUGUCCGUUGCAUUGCGAUCACUUGGAACACAAUAUCGCGCAAGAGCCCGCGCCUUCGUGAUGUCAAGCCGAUUGUCAUUUCGUGAAAAUGAAGAGAAUACUAUUUCAUCAGUGAUUGUUCUGUCGAGAUUGGAAAUAGUUCGGAAACGGUAGAAAUUCAUACGCGAGUAACCGGAAAAACGGUGAAAAACGUAGCUCCCGAAUUGCGAAUCUCGUCGUUAUAAUGUUGUACAGAAUGAUUAACAAAAAACAAUUAUCGUCAAAAACUGAAAGUUGAUGGGAGAAAGAGUAAGACAUUUUUAAGCGACGAUAAGCCAUCAUGACUCGAGCCCCCACGACGCAUUCCUCAAAAUUCGAGCGCUUCUCAUGAACCAACAUACUCAAAGUCAAAUUAUCGUGUGAAAUACUGUGUGAAAAAAUAAUAAAAUGUAAAAAUUCGAGUUGGUUCGUUACCUUAGAUUUAAUCAUAAGUCUCGUUUUCUUGAGUGUUCUUUUUUUUUUAAAAUAAGAUUAUGAAAAAUGAUGAUUGGACUGCAUUAGCCAGUAAAGAUGUAUUAUAAAUAAAGUGACAAAUAUGUAAGAUCGUUUGUCGAUACUGACAUGAAUGAAAAUAUAUCGAAUGAGUUGCUCCAGACUUGGAUCAAUGAA
Molecule: messenger RNA, 3071 nt
Organism: Venturia canescens
Lineage: Eukaryota; Metazoa; Arthropoda; Insecta; Hymenoptera; Ichneumonidae
Gene: Keap1
Product: kelch like ECH associated protein 1
Exons: 7
Coding region: 586-2484 (632 amino acids)
Molecular function (GO): protein binding
Source: RefSeq, a predicted model, not a curated record